Opisthocomus hoazin is the source of this 622-nucleotide messenger RNA. The record is from RefSeq and is a predicted model, not a curated record. Lineage: Eukaryota; Metazoa; Chordata; Aves; Opisthocomiformes; Opisthocomidae.
ACCUUCCCUGCUGGCUGAUUGCUUUUCAGGGAAGUGUCUCUGCUGUAGAAACUUGUGGCAGUGAAAACAGAGACAGCCGCCGGGACUGGUGUAUUAGACAGUUUUGAUGAUGGGUAUUGAGAACCUGCCCUUUGAGUUGCAGAGAAACUUCCAGCUCAUGCGAGAUCUGGAUCAGAGGACGGAAGACCUCAAGUUGGAGAUCGAUAAGUUGGCCACGGAGUAUAUCAGCAAUGCACGGACUUUGUCUUCGGAGGAAAAACUGGGGCUUCUCAAGCAAAUCCAGGAGGCUUAUGGGAAAUGCAAGGAGUUUGGGGACGACAAGGUUCAGCUGGCUAUGCAGACCUACGAGAUGGUUGAUAAGCACAUCCGGCGGCUGGACACAGAUCUCGCUCGCUUUGAAGCAGACCUGAAGGAGAAGCAGAUAGAGUCGAGUGACUAUGACAGUUCUUCCAGCAAGGAGGGCCGAGCCCAAAAAGAGAAGAAAGCUGCCCGUGCUCGCUCUAAAGGGAAGAACUCUGAUGAGGAGGCACCAAAAACGGCCCAAAAGAAAUUGAAACUUGUCCGCACUAGCACAGAGUAUGGAAUGCCUUCAGUCACCUUUGGAAAUGUCCACCCUUCGGAU